AUACAAUUUCAGAGUACAUUCUUGCAAAUAUUGUAACAACUAUGACCAAUUUAUUCCACGAUAUUGUCAUUCGCCACAACUGAGUAAUCAUCGUUGUGUAUUUGAAUCGUUUAGGAUUGUUGAAUAGGUUUUUUUUUUAAUACUAAUAUUGAAGUUAUAUUUCUUGUACAUUGAACGUGCAUGCUAUUGUUUGUCUUAUCGGCUAUUACUUUUAAUUUACUAUGAAUAAUUGUGAUUAUGAAGAAAUAAAAACAAAUGAAGGGAAAGAAGCUGAGAAUAAUAAGUUGUGGAGGAAACCAUUAUUUCGUCAGGUGCUGGUAUGCAGUGCAAUAUGGAUAAAUUUCUUUUACGCCGGCCUGUCCCUGGGGGCACCGACAGUGUUCAUACCACAAAUAAGACAAAAUGAGGAAUCCUUCGGCUCCAUCAACACUGAGAUGGCAACGUGGCUAACUUCUAUUCUGGGCUUCGGAUCAGCGAUAUGGAUUCCUGUUUUAUCCGUAUCGUCACAAGCCUUAGGACGAAGGAUACCAUACAUAGUAAUAUGUGUUUUGUGUCUUAUUGCAUCUAUCCUAUUAUAUUAUAGUAGAACUGUAAUCCACAUUUUAGUAAGUGAAUUAAUUGCAAGUACGUCAUUCAGCGCCCAGAUAAUAUUACUCAUAUUGAUUUUCUCUGAGUAUACAUCACCUCAGUAUAGAGGAGUGUUUCUAACAUUAAAAUCUGCUACAUUUUCUUGGGGAGUCUGGGUGUCCAAUGCGAUUGGGACAUACUUUUAUUGGAAAAAUAUUGCUUUACUGGAAAUAAUUUGUUCACUGUAUACUAUUAUAGUUGCAUUUAUUAUCCCAGAGUCUCCUCUCUGGUUAGCAUAUAAAGGUAAAUUUGAAGAGUGUGAAAUAUCGCAUCGUUGGCUUAAAGGAACUGAUGAAGGAGCCGAGGAAGAACUUAAAGAAUUGAUCAAUUUUUAUAAAGAAAAUAAUAAUGCUAAUAACGAAACUGUAUGUAAAAUGGAUGAUGUUAAAUAUUUUAUUAUGAAUAUUAAAUCUAAAGAAAUAUAUAAACCCAUUCUAUUGUCUUUGCUUCUACAGUUGUUAUAUCACUGUACAGGUAAACUGAUGUGCAGUGUCUAUGUAUUGGAUAUUGUUAGAGAAAUAUGUAAUAGUGAAUCAAUGGCGUACAUGGCUAUGCUUAUAUUGGAUGGCAUAACAGUGGUAGGCAUGUACCUUGGCUGCGCACUGGCAAAAAUUUUAAAGAGAAAAACCUUAUUUAUUACCUCUACUUUCGUAGGUAUCAUAUUUUUAUUUUUAGUAUCAGCUUAUCUGUAUGCUGUAAAAUAUUCUAUAGUUUCAGAAAACAAAUUUGUGACGUUAGGUUUACUAAUGAUGUAUUCGCUUGGUAUUUCUUCAGGUGCCCUGAUAUUGUUAUUAACGAUUAUUGGUGAAAUGCUACCGUUGAAGUUUCGAAAUACAUGUAGUUGUAUAGUAGGUAUAAAUGAUACACUUUUAUUAGGUAUAUGUCUAAAAUUUUCACCAUAUGUAUUCGAUAUGUUAGGUUUACCUGCCGCUUUUCUCUUAUGCGCUGUAUUAACUUCUAUUUGCUUGUAUCUAGUCGGCUUAUAUAUACCAGAGACAAAGGAUAAGACGCUGCAGGAAAUAGCAUCAACUAUUUGUGGGAAAGAUGAUGUGAAACUCGAAGAAAUUAAUUAUAAUUUUGCCAAAAAUAAUGAAAAAUUAAUUGAGAAAUAAUAUUUUUAUAAGUAAUGUAAAUACUAAGUAUAAUUACUUUAAUUUUGGUAAUAUAUUAAUUAAAAUUCAUUUAUUACGUCAAAUUCAAACAAAUUUUAUUCAAUUAGAUUUGUUUACAAGCACAUUUAAAUCGUAAUUUUUUAUGAAUUCGGAAAGUUGUUAUCUGUUAAGAAAAGCUCGUAAGAAACUCAACAAUUACUCUUUUAAAUCUCUAUUAACAUUAUGUAAAUUUAUUUAAAUGUACUAUGUCUAAAAUUACAUGGUCAUUGAAAAGCCCGUGCUUGAUCGACUAAGACCAUGCACGGUUGUCGUUCAAGUAAUCGUUUAGUGUGUAAUAAGGCUUGUUCAAUAUAUAUAUAUAUAUUUUUAUAAUAACAGUUUUAAAUUUAUUAAAAGGUAGAUCCAAAAUAUCCAUCGGUAUCUUUUAAUAAUAUUCAAUGCUCAUUCUUAUAAAAAACAUAUUCACUUUUUCUAAACUAUCGUUUGGAACUGCAACUUUGAAUUUGUAUCUAGUGUUAAGAUUAUUAGGCUUCCUAUUUUUAAGAAACAGAUGGUGUUUCCUGUAUAUACACAAAAUGUUUGCAUUUAUGUAUAACAAAGUUACGGUAAGAAUAUUUGCUUUUUUAAAUUUCUCUCUCAGUGUUUCAUUUUUCAUUGAAUAAAUCGCGCGAAUUGUACAUUUUUGUAAUACAAAUAUGCUUAAUAUAUGGAUGUCGGCUGCAUUAUCCCAUAAUAAUAUUUCAUAUAGACAGUAUACUAUGAAGGUAUGUAAAAUAAAUUGCUCUCAGCAAUAACACCGUCUUACUGUACUUAUACAAUUGUAUCGUUGAGUUUGUAAAUUGUCUUGCUUAUUCCCUAUAUUGUAUAAUGCUAAAUAAAGUAUACUCAUUCAUUCAUUCAUUCAAUAAACGGAUCUGGCAGUCUCAAU
Galleria mellonella (greater wax moth) is the source of this 2667-nucleotide messenger RNA. RefSeq names its product facilitated trehalose transporter Tret1-like. Bases 222 to 1739 code for a protein of 505 amino acids. Lineage: Eukaryota; Metazoa; Arthropoda; Insecta; Lepidoptera; Pyralidae. Gene Ontology annotation, molecular function: transmembrane transporter activity. The record is from RefSeq and is a predicted model, not a curated record. Gene Ontology annotation, biological process: transmembrane transport. The transcript is spliced from 3 exons. Gene Ontology annotation, cellular component: membrane.